Molecule: messenger RNA, 762 nt
Organism: Alternaria arborescens
Lineage: Eukaryota; Fungi; Ascomycota; Dothideomycetes; Pleosporales; Pleosporaceae
Product: DNA replication complex GINS protein
Exons: 3
Coding region: 1-762 (253 amino acids)
Biological process (GO): DNA replication; double-strand break repair via break-induced replication
Cellular component (GO): GINS complex; nucleus
Source: RefSeq, a predicted model, not a curated record
AUGGCAUUACCUCUUCCGCCGGGGCUGACGCCCCCCGAGAUAGCGUUCUUGUGCGAGAUGGAGCUCGUCACUGUCAUACCGCGGCAGAGACUUGAGGGAUUGGAGCUUCUCGGCGUAGGUGUGCCCCUCCACCCCGCCAUGCUUGCUUGUGGACCCAUAGAACCGCUCGUUCCUCCGCACCGAACAGACAUUCCUCUGUGGUUAGCUCUCCUGCUCAAGCGACAGCGCCGCGCCAACAUACUUCCACCGCCAUGGCUUAACACGCACUCUCUCAAUGCCAUCCUCGAACACGAAAUCGAAUACGCCGAGACCUUCUCCCCGCCACCCCGACUACCACCGCAGCCCUCAAACAAUACACUUCCUAUCUCCCCACCGUUCCUACCCAACUCGACAGCAGGAGGAGCACCAGACGCCUUGCCAUAUCACUGGCUUGAGCUGGGCGAAAUGCUGCUCGAAACAGCGUCGGACGACUUCGAGGAGCCAGACAACGUACGGAAACUGCUGAGAGGCCUGAGGGAAGUACGAAUGGCCAAGCUCAGAAGCGGUGUAGAAGUACUGGAUGCAGGAGGUGGUUUCAAAAUGAAUGGUGUGGGAGGUAUGGAGGUAGGAGAAGGAAGGACGUUCAUUACUGGCGUUAUUGAUGGGUUGAGGAAGAUUGCAGCAUCGCGAGAACAGCAACGCAAAGACCGAGACCGAGAGGAGGCAGAAAACGGUUACGCUGGUACAGCCGACUAUGACGACGACGAGAUGGAUAUGCAAUGA